Messenger RNA from Naumovozyma castellii, 570 nucleotides. It is a transcript of the gene FCF1, whose product is annotated as rRNA-processing protein FCF1. The record is from RefSeq and is a predicted model, not a curated record. Bases 1 to 570 code for a protein of 189 amino acids. The transcript has a single exon. NCBI's taxonomy places the organism in Eukaryota, Fungi, Ascomycota, Saccharomycetes, Saccharomycetales, Saccharomycetaceae.
AUGGGUAAGGCCAAGAAGACAAGAAAGUUUGGACUAGUAAAACGUACAUUAAACGCAAAGAAGGACCAACGUUUAAAGGCCAACCAGGAUAAACUGAUAGAGAAGGACGAUCCGGAACUCACGAGGAACGUCCCACAAGUAUCCAGUGCUCUGUUCUUCCAAUAUAAUGAAGCCAUCAAACCUCCCUAUCAAGUAUUGAUCGAUACAAAUUUUAUCAAUUUUUCCAUUCAAAAGAAAAUUGAUUUGGUCAAGGGGAUGAUGGACUGUCUCUUAGCCAAAUGUAAUCCUUUGAUUACAGACUGUGUUAUGGCGGAACUGGAAAAAUUGGGACCUAAGUAUCGUAUUGCCUUGAGACUUGCUCGUGAUCCUAGAAUAAAGAGGCUAAGUUGCUCUCACAAGGGGACAUACGCGGAUGACUGCAUUGUUAAUAGAGUGUUACAACAUAAAUGUUUCAUCGUGGCUACAAAUGAUGCUGGGUUGAAGCAAAGAGUGAGAAAGAUCCCAGGGAUUCCAUUAAUGAGUGUUGGUGGACACUCAUAUGUCAUUGAAAAAUUACCAGACGUCUUCUGA